CAAGCAAUGUCUUAUUCCAUGCUACCAUGACUCCCAAAAUUUUAGAUUUUGGCAUGGCCAGGAUAUUUGGAGGAGAUCAAACAGAAGGUGAUACUAAACGUGUAGGUGGAACAUACGGUUACAUGUCGCCGGAGUACGCAAUGCAUGGACACUUCUCGAUGAAAUCCGAUGUUUAUAGCUUUGGAGUCCUGUUAUUAGAGAUCAUCACUGACAAAAAGAACAGCAAUUAUUUUGCUGAUAGUCCGUCUUUGAAUCUGGUCGGACAUGUUUGGGAGCUCUGGAAUGAAGACAGAGCCAUGGAAGUUGUUGACUCGGCAUUAGGCGAUUCAUAUUCUACUGAUGACAUUCUUAAAUACAUUCAAAUUGGGCUGCUGUGCGUUCAAGAACAUGCAACACAUCGACCAACUAUGGCCACAGUCAUUUCUAUGUUUAGUAACGAAACGACUCUUCCGUCCCCGAAUCAACCUGCAUUUAUAGAGAAGAGAGUUAAGAAAGGGGAUGAAAGAUCGAGUAGUACUGAAGGAACCAACUCCAUAAAUGGUGUGACAGUCACUAUGAUUCAAGCUCGCUAAACAUGUUAUAAU
Hibiscus syriacus is the source of this 584-nucleotide messenger RNA. RefSeq names its product cysteine-rich receptor-like protein kinase 10. Lineage: Eukaryota; Viridiplantae; Streptophyta; Magnoliopsida; Malvales; Malvaceae. Gene Ontology annotation, molecular function: ATP binding; protein serine/threonine kinase activity. The transcript has 3 exons. Gene Ontology annotation, biological process: protein phosphorylation. Bases 27 to 572 code for a protein of 181 amino acids. The record is from RefSeq and is a predicted model, not a curated record.